Messenger RNA from Auxenochlorella protothecoides, 1593 nucleotides. Its product is annotated as Putative proline-tRNA ligase. Gene Ontology annotation, biological process: prolyl-tRNA aminoacylation. Gene Ontology annotation, molecular function: ATP binding; proline-tRNA ligase activity. Gene Ontology annotation, cellular component: aminoacyl-tRNA synthetase multienzyme complex; cytoplasm. Lineage: Eukaryota; Viridiplantae; Chlorophyta; Trebouxiophyceae; Chlorellales; Chlorellaceae. The coding region runs from base 1 to 1593 and encodes 530 amino acids. The record is from RefSeq and is a predicted model, not a curated record. The transcript has 5 exons.
AUGCCCCUGCAUGCAGGCGAGCCCACACCCCAGGCCGAUGCCGCUCCCGCGCCUAAGGGCAAGGCCAAGCCCGCCGGCAAGAAGCAGAAGGAGACCAAGCUGGGCAUGCGGGCUACCAAGGAUGGCGACUUCAGCGAGUGGUACUCCCAGGUGGUCAUCGAGAGCGAGAUGAUCUCCCACUAUGACGUCUCAGGAUGCUACAUUCUGCGACCCUGGGCCUAUGCCAUCUGGGACGAGAUCAAGAACUGGUUUGAUGCCGAGAUCAAGAAGCUGGGCGUGCAGAACGCCUACUUCCCCCUCUUCAUCACGGAGGAGGCCCUGACCACGGAGAAGGACCACGUGGAGGGCUUUGCAGCAGAGGUGGCCUGGGUCACCAAGUCUGGCAGCUCCGACCUGGACCGCCCGCUGGCCAUCCGCCCCACCUCCGAGACGGUGAUGUACCCCUUCUACCGCGACUGGAUCCGCAGCCACCGUGACCUGCCCCUGCGCCUGAACCAGUGGACCAACGUGGUGCGCUGGGAGUUCAAGCACCCCACGCCCUUCAUCCGCUCGCGCGAGUUCCUGUGGCAGGAGGGGCACACCGCCUUUGCCACGCGGGGCGAGGCCGACGCGGAGGUGCACACCAUCCUCGACCUGUACGCGGCCAUCUACCAGGACCUGCUGGCGGUGCCCGUCGUGCGCGGCGUCAAGUCCUCCAAGGAGAAGUUUGCGGGGGCACUGUACACCACCACCGUGGAGGCCUUCAUCCCGCACACGGGGCGCGGCAUCCAGGGCGGCACCUCCCACUGCCUGGGCCAGAACUUCUCCAAGAUGUUCAACAUUGAGUUCGAGACGGAGGACGGCACGCGCGCGCAUGCCUGGCAAAACUCCUGGGGCUUCACCACGCGCUCCAUCGGCGUCAUGAUCAUGACCCAUGGCGACGACCGCGGCGUGGUCAUCCCGCCCCGCGUCUGCGCGGUGCAGGUGGUGCUCAUCCCCAUCCCCAGCACCAAGCUGGGGGAGGAGGCGCGCGCCGCCAUGGCGGCGCGCGCCGCCGAGAUCGAGGCCGCGCUCAAGACCGCGGGCCUGCGCGUUCGCGUGGACGACCGCGACAACUACACCCCCGGCUGGAAGUACAACUACUGGGAGCUGCGCGGCGUGCCCCUGCGCCUGGAGCUGGGGCCCAAGGACAUGGAGGCGGGGGUGGCCAUGCUGGCACGCCGCGACACCGGGGCCAAGGAAAGUGUGGCGUGGGCCGACGUGGCCGCCCGCGUGCCCCAGCUCCUGGACACCAUCCAGUCGGACAUGCUGGCCAAGGCCAAGGCGACGCUGGACACCUGCAUCGAGCAGGUGACCACGUGGGAGGGGUUCAUGGCGGCCCUGGAGCGCAAGCACGCGGUGCUGGCCCCUUGGUGCGACGAAGAGAGUGUGGAGGAGGACGUGAAGCGGCGGUCGGCGGGCAAGGACGGCGAGAACAAGGACGCACGGGAGGCAACCAUGGGGGCCAAGACCCUCUGCAUCCCGCUGGAGCAGCCGGAGCUGCCGGAGGGCACGAUGUGCUUUGCCUCUGGCAAGCCCGCCAAGAACUGGGCGCUGUGGGGCCGGUCCUACUGA